CAUACAGAGGGAGAGACAGACAGAGAGAGAGUUCCAUGGAAAACCUCUCACACUCUUAUUCGAAGAGGAGUUACCAUAAUGCAAAUGGCUUCACGGCGACAGCAGCGUACGAUGACGUUUUUGGAGGCCGGACGAAGUUCAACGUGCCUACACGUUCUCCACGCCUCGAGGACUACACUGAAGUUUUCGGAGGCUUCCACUCCUCCCGACCUUACUGCAUUCCGAUUCUGGAUCUCCCGGUGGCCGGCAAUGGCGAGGUGGAGCUUCCUUUCGAUGUCCGGAGCUCGCGGUUCGACUAUUCUGAGAUUUUCGGAGGCUUCAGGGCUGUAGAUUUUGCUGUUUCAUAUGAGGAUUUGCUGCCACAGUCGAAUGCUAGUUAUGAUUCUUCUGAUGAGGCCUGGAGUCCAUCUCCAAGUGAGCUGCUGUCUGAUGAAUCUGAUCCUUUGGCUUGUUCUGAAGGUCAUCAGAGUUUGUUUAGUUCUGAUAAGUUUUUCACUGUGACUGACAUUAACUCGAGAACUAAACCUUCUCAAUUACCACCACCCUCGAAACCGCUGUCAGCUUUUGCUAUAAAAAGUGGCCAAUCUGAUAGACCAAAUUCAAGUUCCAAAGAUUCUGCAGAUUAUGCUUUUGAACGAAUAUCUGGUGAAACUUCACCACCUUCUUUUGGCGAGGAGGUAGAUACAAGUUCACCUACUGUAGCUUUAAAAGAUGCAAUAGCAAGAGCACGAGCAAAAUGUCAACGUGCGAAAGAAUCAAUGGAGAAAAAGAAGCAAGGUCUACAAAGCUGUAAGGGACAUUCUGAUGACAUUUCUACAGAGGAUGUUACAAACGGUAUGUUUGAUGAGACCCCUGAAGGUGAAGAAAAGGAGGAAGAAAGAGGAGCUCUUGAAAGCAACAUGAAGGAAAAUAAACUAAAAGAGUCUAUUUGGCUUGACAAGAUUGAUAAGAAAAGUAAUCAGGGAAAUGAAAAUAAUAUCAACGAUAUUGUGAUGGAUCUUGAACAAGUACAGAAUAAGAGAGAGCAAGAUUUGGCUUGUAAAAGAGAGGAUGAGGAUAAGGAGAUGCAAGAUAUGUUUAAGUGGGACCAAACUCACAAGCACUUCACAGUCAAGAAUGAGAAACCUGAAGAACAGAAUGUGAAUCAUGAAAAAGAGGAAAGUAAAGGAGGUGAGAGUGAGGUUAGAAUCACAAAGAUUCCAAAGCAAGUACAAGAAGAGGAGAGUUUUUCCUUAGCUUCAGAGUCAGAAUCUGAAAACAUACCUGAAGACUCUGAUGAGCUUGAAGAAAUUGAGGGCAUGAUUGUAGAUGGUGGUAAGCUAGAAGAAUUGGAUGAAAAUGCCAGCUGUAAUGAGCAGAUAACUAUAGACUGCGAGAGUGGUGAAGCACUUGAUAGGGCAUGUGUAUCAAAUGAUGAAACUGUACAUGUUCCCCUAAUGCAUGAGAAGGUGGAGAAAAUUUUUAAAAAGCUGGAAACAACUCAAGCCGCAUUUUCAUGUGAUAAAAAUGAGGUGAAAAUAACUGAAGGUUACAAUGGUGAACUGGAAUCAGAAAUUGGAGCCAAUAACUUGCUGGCUAGAGAAAGACUCAACUCAUUCACAGAUAAGGAAGAGAACAUGCAAUAUGGAAAAAGUAAAGUUGUAAGAGAAGUUGCCAGAAAGCCACCUUGUUUGGAUGCACAUUUUACAAACUCAAAAGAUGUUGUCAGUGGCAUGGAAAAUUCAUCAUUUAAAAGGGAAAAGAUUGCCUCUGAGAUGGCUUGUCAUUCUGAAAACUUACAAACAGUAAUUCAUGAAGGGCAGAAUAGGAUCAAUGUUGCAGCAUUGCAGUUCACCAUUUACAAGGAAGUUGAUAAUGAAAUGUUUGCUCGGCAUCAAAUGGAUAGGGAUGGGGCUGAAAAUCAAGAGAAAAUUAGAGAUGCUUUGUCAGUUGUUCAAGAAGAUGGAGAAAUCUUAUCAAGAAUAGACCAAAGAAGCACAAACUAUUGCAGAGGAAGAAAAGAGAUGAGUUCAAAUGAGUGUAGGAAUGUUGUAGAGCAAAAAUUUGAAAUAUUGAAAAAGGAAAAAGAACCGAAGAAUGAGCAUCUCAGAAAGAUAGAAGCUGAGAGGGAGAGAGAAAGAGAAAGAGAAAAGGACCUGAUGGCUGUAUCUCUCAACACUCUUGAAAAGUCUUAUGCUGAAGCCAAUGGGAAAAUAGAAAGGGCUGCAUCAGAAAUGUGGCAAAGAGGAACUGCAGAUGUGAAAAAAUUAGUAAAAGCAUCUACUGAGGUUGGGCUCAGAGCAGAGCCUGGUGCAGUAGAGAGAGCAACUGCAGAGGCUCAGCAGCGUGCUUCUGAGAAGGCAACAGCUAAGAAGACUGCCCAUGAUACACGAGAACGAGUAGAUACAUUAUCUUCUCAUAGAUUUCAUACUAGUUCUGACAAUACACUAAUGGGACAGGAUUCUUUCUCCACAGAUCUUCUGGAACACAAGAACCAUGGGAAAUCAAAAUUGAGAUAUUCAUAUUCUUCAGCUAAUGCAGGCAUUGAAGGUGAAUCACCUCAACGAUGUAAAGCUCGCCUAGAGAGAUAUCAGAGGACAGCUGAGCGUGCAGCCAAAGCUCUAGCUGAGAAAAACAUGCGUGAUCUUCUUGCUCAAAGAGAGAAAGUGGAGAGGAAUAGAUUGGCAGAAACUCUUGAUGCUGAAGUUAAGAGAUGGUCAAGUGGUAAAGAAGGGAAUCUGCGUGCAUUGCUUUCAACAUUACAAUAUAUUCUUGGACCUGAAAGCAGUUGGCAUCCCAUUCCAUUAACGGAAGUAAUAACUUCUGCAGCUGUUAAGAAAGCUUUUAGGAAAGCCACCCUCUGUGUGCACCCUGACAAAUUACAACAACGUGGUGCAAGUAUUCAGCAAAAAUAUAUAUGCGAGAAGGUCUUUGAUCUUUUAAAGGAUGCCUGGAACAAGUUCACCUCAGAGGAGCGGUAGUUGAGGCUUUAAUCUAGCUGUUGUUGUAUGACAACUCCUGUAAGUUCACUUUGUGUAUUUAAUCAUUAGCUUUUGAACGUGAGACUGAAUAUUGUAGUUAAUUUGCCAACAUGAUGGUCCUGUAAUAGAAGAAAUGCUUAGUAAAAGGGUGCAAAUUGUAUGAA
Messenger RNA from Ipomoea nil (Japanese morning glory), 3124 nucleotides. Its product is annotated as auxilin-like protein 1. Bases 36 to 2960 code for a protein of 974 amino acids. The record is from RefSeq and is a predicted model, not a curated record. The transcript is spliced from 9 exons. NCBI's taxonomy places the organism in Eukaryota, Viridiplantae, Streptophyta, Magnoliopsida, Solanales, Convolvulaceae. Gene Ontology annotation, molecular function: clathrin binding. Gene Ontology annotation, cellular component: cytoplasm; intracellular membrane-bounded organelle; vesicle. Gene Ontology annotation, biological process: clathrin coat disassembly; clathrin-dependent endocytosis.